UAAUUGCAAAGGGCUGGCUUGAACUUGGGGUCCCGGACUCGGGGUCCCCGGGGGGGGCACCGCUACAAUCCACGCUCAUCCUGGGAGACCCCCGGACCCAACACCGACGGGGGGCCCCUAGGCGCUCGAACCCAUCACACCUGCUUCGCUCUCCACUCCUCCCCGCCCUGGGCCCCCGCGCUCCGCCGAGGUCGGCCCCGGGGCGCCGAGAGGCGUGGCCGGCCCGCGCGAACCUGGAGGCAGCCAUGGCCUCGAUGGUGGAGUACAAGGGACUCAAGGCCGGCUACCGCUGCGGCUACUGCGACUCCGAGGAGGGCAAGGCGUCCUGUGGCAUGUGGGCACAUUCAAUGACUGUGCAGGAUUAUCAGGAUCUCAUAGACCGAGGAUGGCGAAGAAGCGGGAAAUAUGUGUACAAACCUGUCAUGAAUCAAACAUGUUGUCCUCAGUACACUAUAAGGUGCCGACCUUUACAGUUUCAGCCAUCAAAAUCUCACAAGAAGGUUUUGAAAAAAAUGUUGAAAUUUCUGGCUAAAGGGGAAAUUUCAAAAGGAAAUUGUGAGGAUGAGCCCAUGGAGCCCACCAUGGAGGAUGCCGUUUCCAGUGACUUUGGGUUAAUAAAUAAAUUGGAUAUACACUGUGACCUUAAAACUCUCAAUGAUGACCUCACAAAGAGCUUAGAGAGUGAAGAGAAGAAGAAAGCAAAGAGGGAAGAAUCUGAUGAAAUAACCCAUUCACAAGAUAUGAAAGAGAAGUUGGGCUCUGGUGAACCAUCGUGUUCAGUUAAAGUGCAUACAGCUCCUCAGCCAGGCAGAGGAGCAGAUUUGAGUAAGCCUCCAUGUCGAAAAGCAAAGGAAGUCAGGAAAGAAAGGAAAAGGUUAAAACUCAUGCAGCAGAACCCAGCUGGAGAACGUGAGGGCUUGCAAGCUCAGUGUCAGCCCUCAUCUUUGCUCCCAUCAAAGACUAAAUCCAACCAACCCAAGUCACUUGAAGAUUUAAUUUUUGAAUCUUUACCAGAGAAUGCAUCACACAAGUUAGAGGUGAGGGUGGUGAGAUCAUCUCCACCAAGUUCACAGUUCAAAGCCACAUUUCAGGAGUCUUACCAGGUCUAUAAACGUUACCAGAUGGUUGUUCACAGGGACCCGCCUGAUAAACCAACUGUGAGCCAGGUGAGGUUAGUACCUGUCUCCUUUGAGGACCCAGAGUUCAAGUCGUCCUUCAGCCAGUCAUUUUCUUUGUAUGUCAAGUAUCAAAUGGCCAUACACCAGGAUCCGCCCGAUGAAUGUGGGAAGACCGAGUUCACAAGAUUCCUUUGCAGCUCUCCUUUGGAGACAGAGAAUUCCCCUAAUGGACCAGAUUGUGGUUAUGGCUCCUUUCACCAGCAGUACUGGCUUGAUGGGAAGAUCAUUGCUGUGGGGGUGAUUGACAUUCUUCCAUACUGUGUAUCAUCUGUAUAUUUGUACUACGAUCCUGAUUACUCAUUUCUGUCUUUGGGUGUCUACUCUGCGCUCCGAGAAAUUGCUUUUACUAGGCAACUUCAUGAGAAAACACCUCAACUCAGCUAUUACUAUAUGGGUUUCUACAUUCAUUCAUGUCCCAAGAUGAAAUAUAAGGGUCAGUACAGACCGUCGGAUUUGCUGUGUCCUGAGACAUAUGUUUGGGUCCCCAUUGAGCAGUGCCUGCCCUCACUUGAGAAAUCCAAGUACUGCCGUUUCAACCAGGACCCGGAAGCAGUGGACGAAGGUCGCAGCAAGGAGCCUGACCGCCUGCAGGUGUUCUACAAGAAAGCCAUAAUGCCUUACGGUGUUUACAAGAAGCAGCAGAGAGACCCGAGCGAGGAGGCGGCCGUGCUGCAGUACGCGAGGCUGGUGGGGCAGGCGUGCUCCGAGCGGAUGCUGCUGUUCCGAAACUGAUCAGGCGUUGGCCUCUCCCGACCCCUGGGCCCCUGGGCGCUCCUGCGCUGCCCUGCUGACGUGUGCCACGGUGCAAGUUCAUCACUCGGGGGAAACUCUGUAACCCUCCCCAGGUUCGACUUUCUAAUUUUGAUGGCUACGUAGCUUUUCUAAAAUAUUUUGUGGCAUAUGUAUUUGUGAAAAUCUCAUGGUUAAUGACAAAGAUUUUAAAACCAUGUUAUGACAUCGACUCAUAAUUGGGGUUGAUUGUUUCAGAAGUCUGCUUCAUGAACAAGAGAUGAUUAACUUCUCUUGUUAAUAUUUUGGGAGAUAAAAAUGUAUAAGUGAACCUUAAGUAAUUUAAAUCGCAGUUGUACUUUUUUUUGUUCUGUUAGAGAAAUUAAAACAGACUUUUUCUUCAGAUCCACUUAAAACAUCAGUCUCUGCUGAAAAAACCUCAAGUGUGGGGAAGAAGGUGAGAAUUCUGUUUGGUCACUUAGAAAACGUCUUCUCAAGGGAUCAGGACUGGGAUGCUGUUCAGUGUUCAAUAUCACUUUACUGCUGAAUGUUACAUUACGUAGUUUCACAGAAAACUUGAGAAAAGGAAACAGUACAAACUUACAGAAAAGGAUGUUGUGUUAACAUCGAGUGUCUGUUUACCCAGGACAGUCUCAUUCGUGUCUGCUGUCUUGGCGCGAUUAUUUUUCCUAGAAUAAUUAUUUGUCAUGUUCCUUUUUACUCUGCAAAAUAUCCCAGUUUGGACAAUAAAAUAUGCGAUUACCCUAGUUAUAUAUUGUCCAGACUGGGGUAGCCUGCUUUAUUUCUCAAAAUCUAACAAGUAAGAGGUUGUUUUUAGAAAAUUGGUGCCUCCUGCCUUGACCUAAGCCCCUUCAAAGAUACAUAUACGCUAGUUUUUAUUUUCUUAGAACUCAGGACACUGGUCUUUGGUUAUUGGUUAAAAAUUAGUUUCUCUCUGACUACUUUUAUAGCUAUGCUACACAUCGCAUUUAGUGACAUAGGACGCAUUGUGAACUCUGUUUCAGGGCAGGAGGCAAAAGCACCCACUUCCUGCUCUUUGAUUUGGAAGUCAGAGAGGAGAUGCCGCACGUAGUAAUCUCAGCAGAGGUGGGCCCUGUGUCCCUCUGUCUUGUCUCUCUGGCCCUUCACUCGGUCAGCAGUCCCUUGGCCCCCACCUUAAGGAUGGCAGGCACUGUGCCAGGAGGCAGGGAGGGAGCAGGCAUGUCCCCUCAUGGUUGAGCCACGCCGCAGACGGUGACGGAUGGACGGAGGAGCUUACUCUCCUGUGCAUCUUUGCAGCUGGCCACCAUCUGCUGCCACAUGCCUGGCCACUGAGUCCUUUUCAUUUCCUGUUUUGUCCAUUUUCCCAUUUUCUACUGAUCUUUUUUUAAAAAAGCCAUUUUAUUAAACUUAGUGGCUUGAUUUUAAACUUUUCUCCUAAAUGCACUGAGUUGAGAUAUAAAAUAUUAGAAAAUAAUUCCAGCUACCUAGGCUAAAAAGGAUCCCAAGAGAAUGAUUUUAAAAAUCGAAUGUCUAGAAGUUCUAGAUCCAAAUAAAUUGUAUUUAUUCACUCACACAGAAAAUGUGUGUGUGUGUGUAACACCUAUCAAGGGCAGGUGCUUAGCUAAUGGGGGAACAGAAUAGUGAUGAUGUGGAUUUUGCAUACUCUGGAAUUUUGCCCUUCAAAAUAGUCUCCCAAGAGCAUUUGAUAGGCUCUUACUUAGAACUGCCUUCAGAAUCUAUAGAACAUUAAAAAAAAAAAAAAUUUCCCUCUAAAGUGAAGUUAGCUUUUUUCAUUUAUGAAAAGGAUACUCUGAAGCAAGUAAACUUGAAGAAAAGCAUACAUAAAGAAAGUAAGAGUGAUCUGAAAUCUUACUGAGUUGAAAGAAACUUCAAAAUAGGACUUUAGAAAUACUUUAAGCAAUCUCAGUGUUAAAGUACAUAGUAAGUGCACACCUGGUACCCUUGGCUUUGGAAUGUCCAGUGUGAUGUCAUCAGGCGUGUUAAACUGCUCUUAUCGUAGUGAUUAGCAUGCAGAGUGGAAUUCAUUACGAUCACAACUCGAGUACCAAAUGAAGAGAAAGCUUGAAUCUUACUUUUUACCGUGACUCAGGCUUCUUCCCGCAGAAUUCAGCCCCUACCUAGGAAUGGGGUGCUGACCCUGAGGGUGGCCUCCUAGGUUGGCUGCAGUGACGCUCCAGAGAGAGUGAAGACUCUACUACUCGGUUGGUGUAUUCUAUUCUUGUGUUGUUGUUUUUGAGAGUAGGUACUAUAUCAAUCCUAAUGAACAAAGUAUCUUCAAAAGACAAUUAUUUGUUCUUUGGAGCCCUCACUGAGUGAAUGUUGUUAGUGGGCUAGGAAAGUACAGUCAAGAAAAGUGACUUGACUUGGUCAGUUGACAGUCUAGCUGAGGAGUCUGAUUUUAUGUUAAUGGCUUACAUCUAAAGAUGGACACGUGAGGACGUUGCCAAGACAGUUUAUAUCUUGUCAAGGCUAGAAGCUUUGCAAUUGCAGUCUUCAUGUUGUAGUCUGUUUCUGGUUUCAGAUUAAACUUAACACCUGCCUCCCUGUCUUGGGAACAAAAAUGUAAUAGAUUCUCCGUGAUACCAUCUUUAUUUAAAUUAUUUCAGUUCUGUGAGACCUUUAUCUUAUUUUUUUAAAUGUAAUCUGAGCACUUUUCUUUUGUAUUCUGAAAGAUAGAGGCUAUUAUCAGAUGAAUAUAUUAUUCAUUUGAUUAAAAUUAUUUAGAUAAGAAAUUAUUACUGUUUAUGUUUACUUUCAAACUGCUUAUUCUGAUUUUUAUCCAUUUUGCAAAAUAUCAUUUGUAUAUGACUUCUUAUGUAUGGGAAUUUAUUAUAUAAAUGAACCUUUUCAGAUUUCUGGACAGUAUAUGGUUUGAUUUUAUAGGCUUUUUUUUUUUUCCAGUAGGAUAAAGAUAAGAAAGAUGAUCAGUUACUUAAAAUGUAUGUGUUGUUGCUUACUUUAAAGAAGGAAAUAAAUAGAAACAAUUGGGAAAUGUUUGAAUUAGAAGUUACCCAAAUGUGUAUUAUUUUCCAAAAGAGAACCAGUGACUAUAAAAGGCAAAACAAGUUUGAUUGCAUGUGACAUUUUUUGCACUUCUCUAUGCUUUUUGAACAGUCCAUUUGAUAAAGCUUGAAUAAAACUUUCUAUCUGCAA
Messenger RNA from Cervus elaphus (red deer), 5084 nucleotides. It is a transcript of the gene ATE1, whose product is annotated as arginyltransferase 1. Gene Ontology annotation, biological process: protein arginylation. Gene Ontology annotation, cellular component: cytoplasm. The transcript has 13 exons. NCBI's taxonomy places the organism in Eukaryota, Metazoa, Chordata, Mammalia, Artiodactyla, Cervidae. The coding region runs from base 246 to 1910 and encodes 554 amino acids. Gene Ontology annotation, molecular function: arginyl-tRNA--protein transferase activity. The record is from RefSeq and is a predicted model, not a curated record.